GGCACCUCUUGGCGCUAGUGUCCUCUCUGGCGGAUGGCCUCUUCCCCCUGCUCUCUCACUAGUGGCUCCUCCUUUUGCCAACAGUGCCCUCUUCUCUCACUGAGGGUUCCGUGAAUCUUUGGAUAAAGAGCGGCAGCGAGAAGCAGCCUCCGCCACCAUGGCUUCAUUCACUUACGGGGAUAGACAGCAGUAUCUGCAGCUGUUGAACAGUGAAGCAGGUGCUGGUGAAGAGAGGAUGCUUGCACCGCAGUACAAAAGGACUCCAUUGACCCAUGUGCGAUACUCCAGCUCCCCACCAACGUGCAAUAUUCCAUUCAGUUUUGAACCAGUGGAACCCUUGGAUUUUGAGGCACAAGUACUGAACCAGUUGGCAAAUCCUGAGUUGGAAUCACUUCAGCAUCUGGUGGACUUCCCAAAGGAUGAUGUUGAAGUCACACUAUCUUCUCGAGAGUAUCGGACGGUUACUCCCGCUGAGCCAGACAGAUGGGAUAACCUGACUCCACAGGUGAGAUCGUGUGUGGAGACCUACACCAAGAACUGGCUGACAGUUACCAGGAGGUAUCAGAAGUACAACAGGGAGAGUCGGAGGAAAGGGCUGAACCUUCCUCAUCAGGUCUUUGAAUGCGAUGAGAGCUUUAAUUUGGAAAUGCAAGGUCUCCAGAGCUCAAUUGGAUCCCAAGCAGGUGAGCUACAGACCGAGGCUCCAGUGCUCUUCAUUCAGCAACUGCUGCAGUCCACUGCAAUGGAGGAUGUUGACCUGAGGAAUAAAGAAAUACGUAAAUCUGGCAGGCUGAUCGACAUGUGUACACUCUACCCCCCGCCUGAUGAGGAGGAAGCUGGAUACAGGCGAGUCAUUCCGCAGCCACCAUGUGGUCAAUUGGAGCAGAGGCUGCAAUUUCAUUUUCUGGAGUUAAAAUUUGAAAUCGAAAUUGAACCGCUCUUUGUGACUUUAGCUUUGUAUGAUUUAAAGGAAAGGAAAAAGAUUUCAGAAAACCUUCACUUGGAUCUCAAUUCUGAAGAAUUUCGAGAAAUUAUCCAGACACACAAUGAAGAUCCAUCUUACUUCAAAAAGGCCAUCUUCUCAAUCACUCAGCCCUCUUCUGAAAUCUACCUGGUCAUCAAGGUGGAGAAGGUCCUUCAGCAGGGCAGCAUUGCUGAGUGUGCUGAGCCAUACAUGACCAUUAAAGAGUGUGAAACAGCCAAGAGUAAAGAAAAAAUUGGAAAGCUUCGGUUCCAGGCAGCUUCUUUCUGCCAACGCCUGAAGUCCUAUCGGAUGCCUUUUGCCUGGGCGGCUGUCGAUCUCAUGAGCCUGAUUUCCACUAGUGGAUCCCAGAAUUCACUGGACAGGGAAGCCAACAUUGGAGGCAGUGGGACUGAGGUGCGUUCACAUUCACUGGACAGCAAGUGCAACAUCCCCUUAUUACGACCCAUUCAGUAUAAUCUCCACGUGUUCAAUAAACAGGAGGAAGAUAAACUAAGUGAUGAAGACCUGAUGAAGUUUAUCGCAGAUGAGAAAAAAACAUCUACUUUACUGAGGCGACAACGGAGGAUUCCAGGAAUUUUUCGAUUCAAUGUGUCCCACGUUAAUGAAGCACCGGCCUUCUGUUUCAACCCUGACUUUUUGGAAGUAAGGGCAUCCAACAGGGAGAACAGAGAUCUAACUUUGGAAAUUUUAGAAUUCCCUGUGUCAGGGUUUUCCAUUCCACAUACAACGUAUAGAAAUCUCCUCUACGUCUACCCUCAGUUCCUCAAUCUCUCGAACCGACAGGGAUCAGCGCGAAACAUCACUGUGAAAAUCCAGUUCCUGGAGACUGAGAAGCCCGGCAGAGGCCUACCGGUCAUUUUUGGAAAGUCUGGAUACCCUGAAUACACGACUGAAUCCUAUACCCCCGUGGCCUAUCACAGCAAGUCUCCUUUCUUCUAUGAGGAAGUGAAGAUGAAGCUGCCUUCUAACCUCAAUGAGAAGCAUCAUCUGCUCUUCACCUUUUAUCACGUUAACUGUCAGCCCAAGCAGAGCCAGGACACACCAGAAGUUCCAGUGGGUUACAGUUGGUUACCAAUCCUGGACAAUGGACAUCUGCGCUCUGGAUCUUUCGAGCUUCCUGUUUGUUUGGAGAAGCCUCCAUCCCAGUAUUCAGUAACCUCUACCUCGCUGGCUGGGGUGAAGUGGUUGGAUAAUCGGAAAACAGUCUUUAAGUUGGAGCUACGCCCAGUUUCGACAAUAUAUCCUCAGGACAAAAACUUGGAGCGAUUCUUCUCACUGUGUGAAAAUGUGGGUGAACACCAUUCUGUACCCCAGCAGACAGAGGCUCUGAGACAGGCUGUUUCUGCGAUCAGCCAGGUUCAAUUGGAGGAACUUGUCCGGUUCUUGUAUGUGGUGUUAGACAAACUGCUGCCACUGUUGAUCUUGAGCUCCAGGAUGGCAACAGAAGGAGCUCUAGUCAGCAAAGAAAUCUUUGAAAUGCUGAUUGAAAUUGUGGACCGGCUCCAUAAUAGUGAGGAGAUGACGAAAGAUUCAUUGGGGCGAAACCAAUCACUGGCUACAUACGUCCACUACUUGUUCAGUGUACCAGUUCUCCAUGAGGCCGGAGUCACGGAGUCUGAGAAAUACGCCACCAUCACACCAGAGGGUGCAACUGCAUUGCACAAGAUGCGUCUGCUUAGCACAAGUGAUCCCGAGGUGCAGACAUCAAAACCCACUGUGCCCACAGGAGCAGGCAGUAGUCUGAAGCAGUCAAAGCUAUUCCAUGAGGAAUUGGCCUAUCAUAUCAUGUUCACCAAUGGAAAAAGGAGGGAUCAAGUGUACAAGCAUCUGUGGUUCUUCUGCGAGCUUUUGAUUAAAAGUAUGAGUCAGUACCUCUCUGACACAGACCGCUGGAGCUCUCCUCCCAGCCUGCGGUUCUCGGAAUAUUUCCCAGGCAUCAUUUACACCAUGGUCAACAUUGCUACAGAGUUUGUGAAACAUCAGGAUCCUGAUAUCACAGAUAUGACGAACCUGAACCUUGGGUUUUUCCUGAAUGACCUGCUGUCCCUCAUGGACCGAGGCUUUGUUCUUCGUAUGAUCGGUCAUCACCACAAAGAGCUUUCAGACAAAGAUGGCAAACGGCCACAUCUCCCUGACAGACGCAUUGACUUCCUGAGGAUAGUUUGCAGCCAUGAGCAUUUUGUCAUCCUAAACCUCCCACUUACAGCAAGUGUUGGGACACAAGACGGCAACGAUCACUUGGAGAACAUCAGCACACAUGAGUCAACUGUUGGAAUAUUCAAACUUUCCAGAAAAUUCCGUCAACAGCACUUUUUAAUUGGGCUCCUCCUGGAAGAGAUAACCAACGUACUCUCAACUGACUCAGAGAGCAGAUUGAUCAGAAGAGAAGCAGUGAGCUUGCUUCAUUACCUCCUGGCAUCACACGAUGGGGAUCAAAGAUUCUGGAACAUCAGGAUGAAGGUGAAAGUGGCAGCCUUGUACUUACCCCUGCUGGACAUUAUCCUGAACAGUCUCCCCCAACUGCAGAACAUGGCAGAUUCUGAUAACUCAAGGAGUAAAUUGCCUAAACUUUAUUCAAAUCCCAGGAAUGCCACCAGCGUCAUAAUAACAUCACCAGUUGUGUCAGCCUCAACGAACAGACACUCAUCCCCCAUUACAGGGCUCUCAGGUUCAAGUUACACCAUGUCAGCAGAAGUGACCCAGACCCUCCUGUUCUGCUUUCUGUGGGUUCUGAAGAACGCUGAUGAAACAGCCCUUAAAGAAUGGAUCCUCGGACUUCCAGCCCAGCAGCUGAUCGGCCUUCUGGAACUCCUCGACCUUUGUGUGUCCACCUUCGAGUAUGAGGGCCAGCCAUCCACAGAACAGAUCAGCAGCUUUAUUUAUAGGAAGUCAAGAGACAUGAAGUUGCGGCUAGAGGAGACCAUCUUUGGAACCACAGGUGCCCGAAGGGAGAUGAUGAAACGCCGGGAGUAUCCAGGAAUUGACAGGUUGUUCCCUGGGAUGAAUGUGGGCCUUCAGGAGAAGUUACGCUGGAGGAAAGACCUGACACAGUGGCGCCAAUCUAUCGGCAAAGACAAGUUGAAGUUGGAACUGGAGCAUGAAGCCUUGAUCAAUGGAAACCUGACCAUGGAGACCAACCUGAUUGUGUUGGAUACUCUGGAGCUGAUGAUCCAGUUGACCAGCCCAAUGCCUGAGUUUAGGUCUGUGGUCACAGGGGUCCUGAAGGUCUUGAUUCACAGCCUGUCCUGCAACCAGAGCACUCAGUACCUAAAAAACUGCUUCAACACCCAGCGAGCCAUCAUUGCCAAGUUUCCAGAAGUGCUGUUUGAGGAAGACUCGGAGCAUUCCAUGGAGCUGUGCUUGCUGCUGCUGCAAAGAUGCACAAGUCACUUUGAGACCACACGGGUCCAGGCCUCAGUCUCCGUCUACCUGCUCAUGAGGCAGAGCUACAAAGCACAUUUUCCAAAAGCAAAAAUGUACAUCACCCUAACCCUGGCAUCCUUGGCGGAGAAACUAUCCAACCAAGACAAACAAUGUCUCCAGACAUCCCUCGGUAUGAUCCAAACUUACCUGGAAGCAGACAGAGCCAUGAAGGGAACCAGCUUCCCUGGGCAGGUGGAAGAGCUUUUACAGAAUUUGAAUGGGGUAUUGUGUGACACAGUGAAGCUGCAGGAAUUCCCCCAGGAUACAGACAUGCAGAUCGACCUCAUGUACAGAAUUGCGAAGGGUUUGCAGAGUUACGUGGACCUUCGCCUGAUGUGGCUGCGGAACAUCAUGACGAAGCACAUUGAGAGGAAGUGCUUUGCCGAGGCGGCCCACUGCUUGGUGCACAGCGCUGCCCUGGUGGCUGAAUAUUUGAACCGUGUUGACGGAUCUGUCCAUCUGCCCAUGGGCAGUGUGAAUUUCCAGAAAAUUUCCAUCAAUGUCCUGGAGGAAUCUUUGGUGUCUGAAGAGAUCUUUUCCAUGGAGAGGGAGGGUAUUUGGACAGGAAACUUGCUCAGUGAAGAGGGUCUCUUGGAGUUGUUGGAUGAGGCAGCUGAACUCUUCAACAAGGCAGAAUUUUAUGAAACGGUUUAUGAAAUUUACAAGCUGAUUAUUCCAAUCGCUGAAUUUCAUCGGAAUAUUAGAAAACUAUCUGUUAUUCACGGAAUCCUGAAGGAAACAUUUGAGCUGAUCCUGUGUGAGGAUAAUAGGAGAAUGUUUGGGACAUAUUUCCGUGUUGGAUUCUACGGGUCGCUGUUUGGUGAGCUGGAUGAGCAGGAAUAUGUCUACAAGGAACCAGCGAUCACUAAACUGGUGGAGAUCUCCUCAAGGUUAGAGGAAUUUUACAAACGGAUGUUUGGAAAAGAUCAUGUGGAGAUGAUCAAGGAUUCUUCACCAGUUAAGAAGGAAAGCCUGGAUCCCAAUAAGGCCUACAUCCAGGUGACCUACGUUGAGCCCUACUUUGAAGAGUAUGAGCUGAAAAAUCGAGUCAGCCACUACGAGAGGAAUUCCAACUUGAGGCGGUUCAUCUACAGCACCCCAUACACACUGAAUGGUCGGGCCCACGGGGAGCUUAGCCAGCAGUAUAAGCGUAAAACCAUCCUAACAACCUUACACGCUUUCCCUUACAUCAAGACCAGGAUCAAUGUCAUAGAGAAACAGGAGAUUAGCCUGAGACCAAUUGAAGCUGUGAUUGAGGACAUGCAGAAGAAGACUCACGAGCUGGCAAAGGCAACGAGUGAACACCCACCCAACCUGAAGCUGCUGCAGAUGGUGCUGCAGGGGUCUGUGGGGCCCACUGUCAAUCAGGGUCCUUUAGAAGUUGCUCAGGUUUUUUUGUCUGAAAUUCCUGACGACCCUAAACUUUUCAGACACCACAACAAACUCCGCAUCUGCUUCAAGGACUUUCUGAAACGAUGCGAAGAUGCUUUAAUUAAAAAUAAGGGCCUGAUCUCGUCUGAGCGAGUGGAGUACCAGUGUGAACUUGAGAAGAACUACGAAGCUCUCAAACACAACCUGCAACCAUUCAUUAACCGAAGGAUCCCUUACCUUUAUGUCACACCUUGCCACUAGGAAUCUCAAAUGGUCUGAAACAUACGGGGAAAAUGUGGCAAGAACUCUGUACUUGGGACUAGUGGAGUUGUAGAGUCAUACAGUUGCACGGCACAGAACAGGCCCUUCAGCCCACCAUGUCCAUGCUGACCACUCUACUUAUCUAUGCAUUUACCUGUAUUUUGCCCAUAGCCUUCUAUGCCUUGGCAAUUCCAGUGCUAGCUGAAUGCUUCAUAAACGUGAGAGUACCUGCUCCACCACUUACAGAGACAAUGUGUUCCAGAUCUCAGCCACUCCGUGUGAAUAGGCUUCCCUUCAGAUCCCCUCUAAAGCUCCUACCUCUCACCUUGUACCUAGGCUGUGGUUUUUUAGACACUGUUAGAACAAUGUAAUUAAGAUGUGAAUAGUUAUCUAAUAUAAGAUUAGAAGUGUAUUUCUAUCAAUUUUGGAAAGCAGUUACUGUUACAAAUCACUUUGUAAUGAUUUACUUUUUGCUUUCUAGUUUUCUUCUCAUUCUUUGCCUCUCCUUGGUGUUGGCUACACUCCCAGGAUGAGAGGUAACAUUUACAUGCAGCCUUUAAUGUUGGACGGUGGCCCUGUGACACUUCAGGGUGACAGGUGGACAAUUGACAGUGGGCCAGGACAGGAGAUCUUGGUGUUGGAAAUGAGUGCUGAAGAUUUCUAGGACAGAAAACCGCAUUUUCUGUUUUUAGUCCAAUAACACACAAACACUCAGGGACAGAGACAGAAAUUUCUUUCCACUGAGAAAAUUAAACAGAACAUUUAUAUUCCCAUACAAAAGCUCCAACCAGGCAGGGCUCUCUCACUCUCCCUUGUCCGCACACACCAAACACAAAGGCGCAUUCACACAAACACAAACAUGCGCGCACACCCGCAUUCACACAAACACAAACAAAAUAACUGUGCACGAGGCUGCAGGAGAACGUUUCAGCUAUUGGCUGAAUAAUUGUAUCCUGGAAGAUCAAACACACAUGAUAAGCUCAGAUUGUGAGAGCUACCUGCUGCUGCAACAAAUGCACAAGUUUAGGCUGAAACCCUGCUGGCAAACCCAUUCUUAAUUGCUUAUCCCUCCUUUACUUCUUUUAUUAUUGCAGAAACUCUAUUUAUCCAGCGAGACCUCCAUUUUAUCAAUCUGUCUACCUGUGGAAUGGAACUAUUAGUCCUUAAGAAAUUGUCUCAGCCCAUAAAGCACUGACCAUACAAUAGGUUUUCUUAAAUUACUGUACAGGAUAUCAAUAAUUGUGGGCAGUGCUUUGUAUUUUGGAGAAUAUUAUGACUCAUUGAUCCAGAAAAUAUGUGCUUGCUCUACAUGCUAUUAGGAUAACCUGGAGUUGGGGUAUUAACCCAACAUCCCACAAACAUUGUUUGAAGAAAGUAAUGCAAAAUGACAGAACUUACAGUUUCUCAACAUCAAAGUGAAAGAAAAUUGAUAUGCAAUGUGGUACAUUGUGAAAGCACAGAAGGAGAAAAGUUAGUCUGCAGAUCAUUCCAAAAAAAAUAUGCUGGUUGUAGCAGGACAUCCAACUGUAAGUGAGGAACUGUAGCCCAGAGAGAGUUCUGUGGAAUUAUACCUCAGAGGGAGUCAAGAUGGGGAAGCUGUAGCCCAGAAAUAGUGCUAGGGAACUGUAGCCCAGGGGAAGUGCAUUCUGGACACAGUCAGCACUGCGGAACUGUGCCCCAGAGAGAAUCAGAACUGGGGACCAGUAGUCAGGAGAUAAUUGACAUUAGGUUGUGUACCCCCCCGAGAGAGUUCUGGCCAUCAGAGAAGGGGAGACAAAAAGAGAUGAAACCUGUGUUGGAAGCUGAUCAAAAUUCCACUCUGGGCAGCAGCUCCACUUUACACAGAUCAGUAAUAGCAUCAAAACCAAGGGCAACUGCAACCACUGGUGCCUGUCUCGUUCACAAUAUUAUCUUUCAGGUUUCCCAGUUUUCCCAUCACUGCUGCUGUGUGUUGGAUAACCUGAAUGUUCAGGACAGUUCUGGCUUAUUGGUUUCUACUGGUAAAAGCUGAAAUUCCUGAUAUAAUAGUUUAUUCUGUUAUUUGAUAGCCUCUGUAAUGGCUGUGUAUCACCAAAGAUCUGGUAAAAGAUGUGCAUUUUAAUUAACAUUGUUAUUUAUCUUAAGAAUUGAAAACAUAUGUAUGAAUCAAAUCUGCAUUUUUAAGUCACAGCAGUAAAAAUAAUUCUUGCCUGGA
Molecule: messenger RNA, 8234 nt
Organism: Pristis pectinata (smalltooth sawfish)
Lineage: Eukaryota; Metazoa; Chordata; Chondrichthyes; Rhinopristiformes; Pristidae
Product: dedicator of cytokinesis protein 7-like
Exons: 46
Coding region: 158-6040 (1960 amino acids)
Biological process (GO): positive regulation of GTPase activity; positive regulation of establishment of T cell polarity; positive regulation of T cell migration
Cellular component (GO): cell leading edge
Molecular function (GO): guanyl-nucleotide exchange factor activity
Source: RefSeq, a predicted model, not a curated record